Messenger RNA from Grus americana (Whooping crane), 3363 nucleotides. It is a transcript of the gene PMPCB, whose product is annotated as peptidase, mitochondrial processing subunit beta. Gene Ontology annotation, cellular component: mitochondrion. Bases 24 to 1484 code for a protein of 486 amino acids. Gene Ontology annotation, molecular function: metal ion binding; metalloendopeptidase activity. The record is from RefSeq and is a predicted model, not a curated record. The transcript is spliced from 13 exons. Lineage: Eukaryota; Metazoa; Chordata; Aves; Gruiformes; Gruidae.
GCCCCGCCUACUCGUUCGCCAAGAUGGCUGCGUCUACCGGUCGCUUAGGGGCUCGGCGGCUUUUCCUGCCUUGGUCUUCUCGCCUUGCGCGAGCGUCCGGCUCAGGGGACCGGUGUGUGCAUGUUGGAACAGGCAAGCUUAGAGCUUCCAAAGCAGCAACAGAAGUAAUCUUAAACGUUCCUGAAACUAGAGUGAGUCCUCUGGAAAACGGCUUGCAGGUAGCUUCUGAAGACUCUGGACUCUCAACAUGCACAGUUGGACUUUGGAUUGAUGCUGGAAGCAGGUAUGAGAAUGAGAAGAACAAUGGAACUGCUCACUUCCUUGAGCACAUGGCAUUCAAGGGAACAAAAAAGAGAUCUCAGUUAGACCUUGAACUAGAGAUUGAGAACAUGGGAGCUCAUCUGAAUGCGUAUACAUCCAGGGAACAAACCGUGUAUUAUGCAAAGGCUUUUUCGAAAGACUUACCAAGAGCUGUGGAAAUUCUUGCUGACAUAAUUCAGAACAGUACAUUGGGAGAAGCAGAGAUUGAGCGCGAGCGAGGAGUUAUACUUCGAGAGAUGCAAGAGGUUGAAACCAAUUUACAAGAAGUUGUCUUUGAUUACCUUCAUGCUACAGCCUAUCAGAAGACAGCCCUAGGACGGACAAUUUUGGGACCCACUGAAAACAUCAAAUCCAUAAACCGUAAUGACUUGGUAGAGUACAUAACAACACAUUACAAAGGACCCCGAAUGGUCCUGGCUGCUGCUGGAGGGGUCUCUCAUGAUGAGCUGCUUGACCUAGCAAAGUGCCACUUUGGUAACUUGCCAUCUGCUCCAGAAGGAGGACUGCCACCCCUGCCACCUUGUAACUUCACAGGGAGUGAGAUUCGUAUAAGAGAUGACAAGAUGCCCUUGGCGCACAUUGCGAUAGCUGUUGAAGCAGCUGGCUGGUCGCACCCAGAUACAAUCCCACUUAUGGUUGCCAAUACCCUGAUAGGUAACUGGGAUCGUUCCUUUGGAGGAGGCGUGAAUUUAUCCAGUAAACUUGCUCAGAUUGCCUGCCAUGGUAACCUCUGUCACAGUUUCCAGUCCUUCAACACCUGCUACACGGAUACAGGGCUGUGGGGACUCUAUAUGGUCUGUGAGCCAUCCACUAUACAGGACAUGGUGCACUUUGUUCAGAGAGAAUGGAUAAGACUUUGCACAAGUGUUACAGAAAAUGAAGUAGCUCGAGCGAAAAAUCUUCUAAAGACAAAUAUGUUGCUGCAACUUGAUGGGUCCACGCCAAUCUGUGAAGACAUUGGAAGACAAAUGCUGUGUUAUAAGCGCCGAAUCCCAAUUCCAGAACUUGAGGCAAGAAUUGAAGCUAUUGAUGCCCAGACUAUCAGAGAAGUUUGCACAAAGUACAUCUACAAUAAGCAUCCUGCAGUUGCAGCUGUGGGUCCAAUUGAACAACUUCCAGAGUAUAAUAGAAUCUGCAGUGGCAUGUAUUGGCUUCGUGAGUAGUGAAUAACAAGAACUUUCAGUAUGUUUGAGCUUUUGAGAAAAAAAACAAAGGAAAACCAGCUCCACCCCUGUUUAAAGCUUUAGAGUUGGAGACAUGCAUUUGAGAAGACAAAAACUCAAGAACCGGCUAGUCCUGUGUAUCUGUAUAAUUAAGGAAGGAAAACAUGUACAGUAUUUGCAUUUUUAUUAUAAAACAAAAGAUUGUCAGUAAGAGUCAUUUCUUGACUUUAGUAGCAUUCAUCACUUGUUCUUGAGCAGCUUUCUUCGCCUUGACCAUUUCAACGAGUUCCUGGAGAGUUGGAAAAAAAAAAAAGAAAAUACUCAUCUAAAUGUGGAACUUGUAUACAAUGCUGUGGUUUUGAACACUACAUAUAUUCAGCCUGAAACACUCUAGCUUUCAACAUCUAGACAGUUUAAUACCUUAAAACAAUUUCUCUUAGAAACAAAUAAAUUAAUGGAAGGUCAAUGCUCAUCAACUUCCUCUGUAGCAGGAACUUUAUCUACAAGAGGCUAGGGAUAGGACUUUACCAUCUACAAGAGCUUGCUGUCAAAUUAUAAGACAGCCAGAUUUCACAAGACAGGCUUCCCUUCCCAGCUUCCAGAGCCACUAUUUUCUCUGAGGAAAACUUAGUCCUUUCUGGUAUUUUGCAGUUGAGCCACAAAAAAGUUUCCCAUUAGACUCCCUCUUGUGCUAGUUUGGUGUUGUCAGGUAGUGUCUCUGGUAGGGAAAGCAGUAGCAAAAGCAAAGGAUUCUAACAAGACCUGGGCUAAUUACAACCAUAGAAGGAGGUGAGGUACCCUACCUUAUAUCGCUUCAUGCAGUCUUUUUUUGACCGGCCUGGAACAGCUGCUGCUAUUUUCUCCCAUCUUUCAGGAGUAUUUACUGGAUAAGUCUUCAAUGCUUGUUCUAAAAGCUUUUGUUCUUCUGUAGUCCAAGGGGAUGAAUCUAAAGGUGAACCUGUUUUUAAAUGCAAAAAUGACAGUAAGGAAAAAAAAUUAGUCUACGUGAUAGCUGUAAAAAAACAGUUGAUUUAAAAUCCUUGUGGUUUUGUGAUACAACUAGUCUGACCUAAGGGCUACCUGGUACUAAAAACCUGAAAGAAAAAAAAGCAACCCUGAAAGUGACUGGACAAGUGGUCCUUGGGAUCUUUAAAGCACGGAGAAGUUAGAAGGCAGCAUCUUUUGUUGUCAGCUGGGUGUUAGAUCACAGUAGCUGCCCUGUGAAACCACAUCCUUAGGGCAGCAACGUAGCUUUUCCUUUUGUGUUUCAGUAAGGAACACCUGGCUGCCUGCAAGUGUCCAGGAAACUUGAUGGGAGGUGUUUGGGAUUUAACAGCAGACCAAAGCUUAGCUGUAGGGUGAUCCUGUAUCUCAGGUGCAUUCCCUCAGGCCUACUCUUACCUGAAAAUGUAGCACCCUCUGAGGAACAGAUCUCAGACAACCUGUUGCCUCACCAGGAAGCAUUUCAGACUGUCACUGUUUAGUUAACUGUGGUUUAUACUGCAUGUACCAGAAACCAUCAUAGCCAGUAACAGAGCCUGGAUCACUUUGUUUCUUGCUACGUAAGUUUGUAAGUUACUAAGUUUGUUCUUAAGCAAGUCUUAAGUUCUGGAUUACUUUCUUACUAAGAUGCACAGGGGAGACAACUCUGCAAGAAGGGGUCCCUUUUCACCUUUACCUUCAAAUCGUUCCGAGGGGGCAGCACUGUCCAUCUGAGGCACCACACCGUGUUCUUUUUUAAAUUUGUCAAACGCUUUCUUGUUUAUAUCAUCUUUUUGAUGAGGGUCUACAGGCAACAGACAUUGAUAGAAUAAUUAUUGCAACACAAUUAAAGCCAGAUGUAAUAAUAAAAACAUUGUGUAGCAGAUUAUUAAAAAAA